This is a messenger RNA of Talaromyces marneffei, 1566 nucleotides long. RefSeq lists its product as uncharacterized. The transcript is spliced from 5 exons. Bases 1 to 1566 code for a protein of 521 amino acids. Gene Ontology annotation, biological process: NADP+ biosynthetic process; NAD+ metabolic process. Gene Ontology annotation, molecular function: NAD+ kinase activity. Lineage: Eukaryota; Fungi; Ascomycota; Eurotiomycetes; Eurotiales; Trichocomaceae. The record is from RefSeq and is a predicted model, not a curated record.
AUGGUCGAACCAGAAGUCAACCCGCAGAUAGCCAUUGGAGAUUUUAGACAGGGAGAAACAAGCAGCGAGUCAGAUGCCCAUAACCACAUAGAGAUCGUCUUCCGGCCUGAUACUGUACACCGUCGCAAAUCAUCCCUCGUCGCAACCGACGACCCAAGGAAUCGCCGCAGUGGAUCGGACGCCCAUGACAAAAACACAGCUUGUUUCGUGCACUCCUUGCUUAGCGGAGACUGGGCCGUACCAUACGAGUACCAAGAAGACGACAAAGCCGUCGCCGACGAGAACAUUAACAGGAAGCCAAUCGAGAUAGAACCUGGGAGCAAUGACAACGAAUCAAGGGAAUAUGAUCGAGUGGGCGUCGUCGAUUAUGCGAGCCGUCUGCCGGACCAGAGUGCGCCUACGGUGGUGCAUUCGCGACACUUGACAAAGGGGCAAUUAUCGGAUAUGGCGUGGAAUGUGCGCAAAUUAUCCAAACGCUUGGGCAGUGUCAAACUCAAACUUAAAGUCAAGGCGGUUGUUGUGGUGACAAAAGCGUGUGAUGAAUCAUUGAUCAAAUUGACAAGAGAUCUCACGAAAUGGCUGUUGUCGAAGGACAGAGAUACACUAUAUACCGUCUACGUCCAGGAGUCUUUCCAGAACCACCCAAACUUUGAUGGUGCGCGUCUGGUUGAUGAAGUUGACGAGCCCUCGGCGCGUGAUCGCUUGAGGUAUUGGAACGGCCACAUUGCGACGGAUCAUCCUCAGACAUUCGAUUUUGUCAUUACGCUUGGAGGAGACGGAACAGUCUUGUAUACAAGCUGGUUAUUCCAGCGUAUAGUACCGCCCGUGUUAUCGUUUUCUCUUGGAUCGCUCGGAUUCCUUACCAAGUUUGAUUUUUCGAAUUAUCAAGACACGAUCACAAAGUCCUUCCGGGAUGGGGUUGCCAUUAGUUUGAGAUUGAGGUUUGAGUGUACAGUGAUGCGGAGCAAUCCUCGACGACUCCCGGCUGUUGACGAGGAGGGGAAUAUCGUUAAGAAGGAUCUCGUUGAUGAAUUGGUCGGUGAAGAGAUUGGUGAUACAUUGACGCAUGUACCGGACAAAGAAUUCCAAAUUUUGAAUGAUAUUGUGGUUGACAGGGGACCUAAUCCAACAAUGUCCACGAUUGAAUUAUUCGGAGAUGACGAACACUUCACAACUGUUUUGGCAGACGGCGUGUGUGUAUCCACGCCAACAGGGUCAACUGCCUACAAUCUUGCGGCUGGUGGAGCUCUUUCGCAUCCUGAGAAUCCUGUCAUUUUGGUUACAGCCAUCUGUGCGCAUACACUAUCAUUCCGACCCAUCAUUCUACCAGACACCAUCGUCCUGAGAAUGGGUGUACCAUACGACGCUCGUACAACUUCAUGGGCCAGUUUUGAUGGACGAGAGAGAAUCGAGUUACACCCCGGUGACUACGUAACGGUGUCGGCUUCGCGUUACCCAUUUGCCAAUGUGAUGCCUGCCGGACGGCGCAGUGAGGAUUGGGUGCAGAGUAUAUCCAAGACCCUGAAUUGGAAUUCCAGACAGCGUCAAAAAACAUUCACAAAAUAG